UUCCAAGGACCCCAGUUGAAUCUGGGAUCAUGCAUUACCCUCGAUGUCCUGAGAGUUGUGGACCUGAAGUACUGCAUUGGCAAUGGCAGUGUCAAUUUCCCGACUCAGCAGAUUCCCAGCGGCAUCUUCAACCACACACAAGUCAUCAUUGGUGGCCAGUCCCAAAUUGUGACCAUCAACAGGCAAUGGCGUGUGGCCGUCAUUGAGCAAAGGAACAUCAGUGGGUCCUGGAAAACCAUCUGGAACUACAACACGGGCGUCAUUGCAACCAAAGUCACGCAACAGAACGCCUGCUACAUUUCCAUCAUGAACAGAAGCGAGAUGCCCCGCUUUGAUAACCUGGCCCGCCUGGCAGAAGAGAGCAGGAAACUGCUUGGCAUUUUUGGAAGACAUACCAAGAGGAUCACCUUUGUCACCAAUGGACUGGUCAACAACCUCUACUCCUAUGGAACAGAGAUCACGGCUAUGUGCAGCGGACUCACCACCUACAUGGCUACCGAAGUUCACAGUGAAUCUUUCCAAGGUCCCCAGGUGAAUCUGGGAUCAUGCAUUACCCUCGAUGUCCUGAGAGUUGUAGAGCUGACAUACUGCAAUAGCAAUGGCAAUUGGAACGGCAAUGGCAACUGGAAUGGCCAAUGGAACGGCAACGGCAAUGGCAACUGGAAUGGCAUUUGGAAUGGCAACGGCAAUGGCAACUGGAAUGGCAUUUGGAAUGGCAUUGGCAAUGGCAACUGGAACAACAAUUGGAAUGGCAACUGGGACAACAAUUGGAAUGGCAACUGGGACAACAAUUGGAAUGGCAUUGGCAACAACAACUGGAACAACCACUGGAAUGGCAUCGGCAACAACAACUGGAACAACAACUGGAACAACAUCUGGAAUGGCAAUGGCCAAUGGAAUGGCAACUGGAACAACAACUGGAAUGGCAAUAACAACUGGAAUGGCAACUGGAAUGGCAAUUGGAAUGGCAAUAACAACUGGAAUGGCAACUGGAACAACAAUUGGAAUGGAAAUUUCCCGUCUCAGCAGAUUCCCAGUGGCAUCUUCAACAACACACAAGUCAUCAUUGGUGGCCAGUCUCAAAUUGUGACCAUCAACAGGCAAUGGCGUGUGGCCGUCAUUGAGCAGAGGAGCUUCAGCGGGUCCUGGAAAACCAUCUGGAACUACAACACGGGUGUCAUUGCAACCAAAGUCACUCAACAGAACACCUGCUACAUUUCCAUCAUGAACAGAAGUGAGAUGCCCCGCUUUGAUAACCUGGCCCACCUGGCACAAGAGAGCAGGAACCUGAUCGGUGCUUUUGGAAGACCGACCAAGAGGAUCACCUUUGUCACCAAUGGACUGGUCAACAACCUCAACUCCUAUGGAAUAGACAUCACGGCAAUGUGCAGCGGGCUCACCACCUACCUGGCUUACGAAGUUAACACUUUCCAAGGACCCCAGUUGAAUCUGGGAUCAUGCAUUACCCUCGAUGUCCUGAGAGUUGUGGACCUGAAGUACUGCAUUGGCAAUGGCAGUGUCAAUUUCCCGACUCAGCAGAUUCCCAGCGGCAUCUUCAACCACACUCAAGUCAUCAUUGGUGGCCAGUCCCAAAUUGUGACCAUCAACAGGCAAUGGCGUGUGGCCGUCAUUGAGCAAAGGAACAUCAGUGGGUCCUGGAAAACCAUCUGGAACUACAACACGGGCGUCAUUGCAACCAAAGUCACGCAACAGAACGCCUGCUACAUUUCCAUCAUGAACAGAAGCGAGAUGCCCCGCUUUGAUAACCUGGCCCGCCUGGCAGAAGAGAGCAGGAAACUGCUUGGCAUUUUUGGAAGACAUACCAAGAGGAUCACCUUUGUCACCAAUGGACUGGUCAACAACCUCUACUCCUAUGGAACAGAGAUCACGGCUAUGUGCAGCGGACUCACCACCUACCUGGCUACCGAAGUUCACAGUGAAUCUUUCCAAGGCCCCCAGGUGAAUCUGGGAUCAUGCAUUACCCUCGAUGUCCUGAGAGUUGUAGAGCUGACAUACUGCAAUAGCAAUAGCAAUUGGAAUGGCAAUGGCAACUGGAAUGGCAUUUGGAAUGGCAUUGGCAAUGGCAACUGGAACAACAAUUGGAAUGGCAUUGGCAAUGGCAAGUGGAAUGGCAUUUGGAACGGCAACGGCAAUGGCAACUGGAAUGGCAUUUGGAAUGGCAUUGGCAAUGGCAACUGGAACAACAAUUGGAAUGGCAAUUGGAACGGCAACUGGGAGAACAACUGGAAUGGUAUCGGCAACAACAACUGGAACAACAAUUGGAAUAGCAAUGGCCAAUGGAACAACAAUUGGAAUGGCAUUGGCGACAAUAUCUGGAACAACAAUUGGAAUGGCAUUGGCAAUGGCAACUGGAAUGGCAACUGGAAUGGCAAUAACAUCUGGAAUGGCAAUUGGAAUGGCAAUAACAACUGGAAUGGCAAUUGGAAUGGCAAUGGCAACUGGAAUGGUAUUUGGAAUGGCAACAGCAAUUGGAAUGGCAGUGGCAUCUGGAACGGCAGCUGGAAUGGCAAUUUCCCGCAGUCAGAUAACAACCAACAAAUCAUCAGUGACGGAGAUUCCCACAUCUCCAUCUCUGGCGGAGACUCUCAUAUCUCCAUCUCUGGUGUCUCACAAAGCAUAAGCAUCAAUAGCCAAACACAGAAGGCAAUUAUGGAGCAAAAGAGCAACCAUUUGUCCUGGAAAACCAUCUGGAACUACAACACAGGUAUCAUUGUAACAAAAGUGAUGCCAGAGAGAACGUGCUACAUUUCCACCAUGAACAGGAGUGAGAUGCCUACUUUUGCUGUACUUGUCAGAGUGGCUGCAGAGAGGAGGAACCUGAUUGGCGUUUUUGGAAGACCUGCCAAGGAGAUCACUUUUGUGACCAAUGGAUUGGUCAGAAACCUCAUGUCUUAUGGGUCAGAUGUCUUCUCUAUGUGCAGUGGACUCACCACCUACAUGACCCAUGAAGUUCACGUACCCCAAUACAAUCAACGAUCAUGCACUGCACUUAACGUCUUGAGACUUGUGGAGCUAAAGUACUGCAAUGGCAAUGGACAGGUCGGAAAAUCUUACAUUUCUUGAACCAAGAUCCAGCCUUCAAAGCUGCUGCCCAAAGCCAACCCUGAUACCGUUCUUCCCUGAUAUCUCUUCUUUCAAGAGUUUUGUUUUUCAUGGUUCAGAAACUUAAAAACAGAUAAUUUGUUGACUAAAGCUUUCAAUUAAAAAACCUUUUGCAUAGAUGA
Passer domesticus (house sparrow) is the source of this 3245-nucleotide messenger RNA. Its product is annotated as homeobox-like protein HDP1. NCBI's taxonomy places the organism in Eukaryota, Metazoa, Chordata, Aves, Passeriformes, Passeridae. The coding region runs from base 307 to 3084 and encodes 925 amino acids. Gene Ontology annotation, biological process: regulation of cell population proliferation. The record is from RefSeq and is a predicted model, not a curated record. The transcript is spliced from 17 exons.